AUCAGUCGAAUGGAUUAGUUUUACUGCAACUGUAUACAUUCAUUUUGACAUAUAUUUUUGUUUAUAGUAACAACUCUGACACUGUUUUGGCAAGAAAUGAUAGUUCAAUUACUCUGUCGGCCAGCUUAUUGUCAGCAAACAGUUACUGCAAGCUCUGAUGAUGAACCUAGAGAACUACCAAGCAUCUCGGGAAAAUGACUAGGCAUAGGCAAAUAAUGCAGCAAAGGUGAGUUCAAGUUUUCAAAAUUGAUAAUGAUGAGCACACAAAGUAAUAUCUAUUAUUUCAGAUCCAAAUGCAUAAGCAUGUAUGGAACAUUUCUGGCAAAACUGUAGGUAGCGCAGAAAAAACAAUAGCGUCUCUGAAAAAGAAAAUUAAAAAUCUUCACCAGCAAAAUCGCAGACUGAAGUCUAAAAAAGUAUAUUCCCAGCAAUCAUUAAUGAGUAUUUGAGGGAGACAUGUGGUUUGACGCCAAAUGCAGGACUAGUUUGAAUGCAUCAGUGGAUGAUGGCACAAAGGAAAUCUGAAACGAUUUAUCAAGGGGAAGUCAAAACAAAAAUAUAAUGCUUCUCUCAGAGCUUUUGCAUUAACUUUGCAUUUUUAUAGCUCAAAAGCUUACGAUUUGUGAGAGAGCAAUUCAAUAAAAGUCUACCACACCCCCAUACUCUAAUAAAAUGGUACCAACGGAUAAAUGGUGCACCUGGCUUCAGCAUGGAGGCAAAAAACAACUUACUGUGUAAGUACAAACGGAAACAGAAGCAUGGCCGUAAAGUUUUGUGCAAUCUGGUCAUGGAUUCAAUGGCAAUUAGGCGGCGAAUAGAAUGGAAUGGCCAAAAGUGGACAGGAUACAUUGACUUGGGUUUUGAUAUGGAUGGAGAUAAACUUCCUGAGGUUAAAGAAGCAUUGGUUAU
Messenger RNA from Acanthoscelides obtectus, 909 nucleotides. The record is from the annotation of a GenBank genome assembly. NCBI's taxonomy places the organism in Eukaryota, Metazoa, Arthropoda, Insecta, Coleoptera, Chrysomelidae.